UCUAUGAGAAACACUUGACUGUGUGGCCUUUUGUAAUAAAAGCAACACUUUCUUUUGCAUGGCUAAUUUUUAUUUUUGCAUUAGCCAGCAUGCAAGGAAGCAAGCUGGACCUUGACCAAGAUAUGGACAUGAGGAAUUCAAUACAGGAAAAUAACUCUCCAGUGCAUUUAAAAGUUGGUGUGCACUUUUGCAGCGGGCAUGAUAUCUAGAUUUUGCAAAUCCCAUGGCCAGCGUGGCUCUCAUCCUGAGAGUUAUGAAGAAAAAUAUGAGCGCCGACAGGAGAGGCAUGAAAUCCUACUUAGGAAGAAAAACUGGACCAUGUGCCGUCUCAUACAUAAACAGCAAAUCAAAGAGGACAAUAUGCUACUCCAAAGCCCACGACAAAAAGAAUUUCUCCGAAGAAGGAAUAUAACAAUUGAAGAGCUUGGAAGGACAGAAGUUCAGCCACUUUGUGACACAAAGGCAGCAGUUAUUGCUGAGAAAAGAAUGGGAGAUUCUCACAGGAGAGCAGUUUUGACAUAUAUCAGAUGUUCAUCUACCAGCCAGGAGUCAUGGAAUGACUGUAUCACUCAUCUUCAUCCCAAAUCUGUGCAGCCAGACUUCAGUGAUGGCAAAUUGUACUCCUCACCCGAAAACAUGCUUGCUGUGAAAGUUUCUGGAAACUGUAGAGGUACGCAAACCACAGUGGAAUCCAGUCCAAUAAAGAAAAACUCAGGCCAACAGACAGACCAUGGAACAGCAGUUUUAGAUAAGGAAAUUACUCAACUUUCUAACUACCUCAAGGAGGCACUACAUCGAGAGCUAUUGCUAAAUCAGAAAAUGGUGAUUUUACAGGAGCUUCUAGCCGUACUACUGCAAGCAGCAGAAAAAUCUUGGAAGGGUCAGUUAAAUGAAGACAAACUCAAGUGCAGACUGGAUACUUUGGAGAAUCAACUGCAGAUUUGCACUCAGAGUUAUUCAAAGAAGAGCUUAAAAUGGAUCGUCCUGGAGCUAGAAGAUCAAAAGCAGACCUAUGAGCAAAAAGUGAAAGAGUCUCUUCAGAAAUUACUUGAAGAGAAACUGCAAGCAGAAAGACAACUUGAGAAUGCUCAGAGAGCCUUAGCUAUUGCAGAGGAAGACCGUACCCUCUGGAAAGAAUACUGCAGUGCAUUAAAGCAAGACUGGAACCAGCUGAGUGACAAGCAUGUUGAACUAGAAAACAAGCUCUACAUCUUGGAAAACAAACUUCAGUGGUCAGACACCCAGAACUUCCAGCUGCAUCAAGCCCUGCAGACCUUGGAAAGUGAACGUGAAAGUCUGUAUUCAGAAAUUGAUAACCUGCAAGAAGACAACAGGCUCACAGUGCAGUGCCUCAGUGCUGUGGAAAGCAAACUACAAACUCAAGAAAAAGAGAGACUAAUGUUGGAAACCGCAAUUAAAGAUUUGCACAAACAGGGCAUCAUCACAAGGUGCACCCCAGUCUUCAGCUCAGCUGAGCCAAAGCAGAAUGUUCUGUCAAACAGUCACAAGAUGGGGACAGAGAGCAACCUGGAAGAUCAGCUACAAAAGAGAAAAAUCCUGCUCACUGCUAAGGAAAAAGAGUGCACAGAUCUCCACCAUGAACUAGAAAUCCUGAGUCAAGAGUAUCAAAGUUGCCUUGCCAAGUUACACCAAUGCCGAGAUAAUCUCAAUCAGUCUCACAUCAAACAGGACCAAGUUUCAUCUUUCUCUCAGAGAAGACAUGAUCAUUGGAUCUCUCUCCUAAUGGUAGUCAUAGCAGCAGCUUUUGUAACUUACUUAGUCAACUUUAUGCCUUGAAUUUACCUUCUGUGGAAUUUUGCUCAUGUUUCAUCAGGACAGUCUACAAUUAACUAUACUGUAGAAUUCAAUUAUUUUUGUACUGAAGUGUUUUUUAAUUUUCUAUAAAAUUUGGAACUGCAAGUUCUGCUAAA
Messenger RNA from Sceloporus undulatus (fence lizard), 1931 nucleotides. It is a transcript of the gene TRAF3IP3, whose product is annotated as TRAF3 interacting protein 3. The record is from RefSeq and is a predicted model, not a curated record. Lineage: Eukaryota; Metazoa; Chordata; Lepidosauria; Squamata; Phrynosomatidae. The coding region runs from base 199 to 1797 and encodes 532 amino acids. The transcript is spliced from 15 exons.